This is a messenger RNA of Anoplophora glabripennis (Asian longhorned beetle), 1677 nucleotides long. RefSeq names its product organic cation transporter protein-like. Gene Ontology annotation, biological process: transmembrane transport. Bases 1 to 1677 code for a protein of 558 amino acids. The record is from RefSeq and is a predicted model, not a curated record. Lineage: Eukaryota; Metazoa; Arthropoda; Insecta; Coleoptera; Cerambycidae. Gene Ontology annotation, cellular component: membrane. The transcript is spliced from 8 exons. Gene Ontology annotation, molecular function: transmembrane transporter activity.
AUGCCUAGGGACAUAGAUGAAGUUGCAGAGGAUAGUAUCAGACGCCAGAGCCAUGAUGUCUUGGAAACCACCAUAGGUCAUUUUGGACGAUGGCAAUGUUUAAUAUCCAUACUAAUGGCCCUGCUCAAACUACCCAUUGCUUGGUUCUCGCUCAGCAUAGUGUUCCUUGCACCGCCAACUCAGUUCUGGUGCAGACAACCAGAAGAAUAUGCCAAUUUAUCAGACGCACAGUGGCUACAAGCUAUCACUCCAAAUGACAACUCAGCCUUGAGAAAGGAAGGCUUAAAUAUGGGGUACUGCUCAAUGAGAGACAAAUAUAGUAACCUAAACAACUCAGUACCCUGCUCCAAUGGCUACAGCUACAACACUUCAAUAUUCCAUUCUAGCAUCGUAACCGAAUGGAAUCUGGUCUGUGGUCAACAAGGACUGAUAGACUUAUCCCAAAUCACAUUUAUGUUGGGGAUUCUCAUAGGCAACAUCUUCUUUGGUGUCUGGGCAGAUAGGAAAGGAAGAAAACCAGUACUGAUGGCGUGCAUAUUUCUCCAGUCAAUAUUUGGAAUCAUAGCCUCGUUUGUGCCCUGGUACUGGGCUUUUGUCUUAUCUAGACUUUUACUUGCUGUCUUCAAUGGCGGGACCAUCGUCACAUCUUUCGUGAUGUGUAUGGAGGUAGUUGGAGGAAGAUGGAGGACGAUCGUUCCCAUAUUAUACCAGAUUCCUUUCGGGUUUGGUAACUCUAUUAUGGCAGGUCUAGCCUAUUUUAUAAGGAACUGGAGAUCGUUUCAUUGUGCUUUAUCAGUUUUGUCCUGCCUCUUCGUUAUGUACUACUACUGCUUGCCAGAAUCGCCACGGUGGCUGUUAGCUGUAGGCCGUCGUGAGGAAGCGAUAGACAUCCUACAGAAGGCUGCAACAUUUAACAAGAAGGAUACAAGGGAAAUCGACGAUAUUAUGACUGAGCUAUCCAACGUUUCGUCUGGUGGGCAGAAGAAAUCUUCUUUCUUCGUCCUAUUCUCCACGCCCCAACUACGAUUAAGGAGCACCCUACUCUUCAUAAAAUGGACGAUCUGUGGAGUAACUUUCUUCGCGUUCUCCCAAUUCCUGGGUCACGUGAGUGGGAAUAUCUACUUCACCGUAGCUACAGGGGGACUCAUAGUGUUACCCGGCACAUUUCUAUGUGUCUACUUAGUUGGUAAAUGCGGCAGAAAGGUUACCAUAGCUUGCAGUCAUAUAGCAACCUCGGUGUUCUUUCUGGCGAUAUUAGCCGUUCCCAAAGGUUGCUUCCCGCAGGACUGGCCCAGGGUUGCAUUUGCUGCUUGCGGAAUAAUUGCUAUAUCAAUAUCCAUGCCAGCUAUGUACCUCUUCACCGGAGAGCUCUUCCCCACAGUUGCCAGGAACGCAGGUGUUGGUUCAUCCGUGAUGUUCUCACGUGUGGGUUCUAUGAUAGCUCCUCUAGUGGUUUCACUUCAAGGGAUAGGGGAACACCUUCCACUUUUAAUAUUGGCCUUGGCAGCCUUUGUAGAAGCUGUUUUGGUGCUGUUUCUGCCUGAGACCAAAGGCAAGGCUUUACCUGAGACCAUCCAGGACCUGGACAAGAAAAGAGAAAGUAAACCAAAAAAUAAAAAUGGAGACUACCUUGAGUUGCCCCAAGGAAUAUGUAGAAUGGAACAAGAAAAAUGCUGA